Molecule: messenger RNA, 1690 nt
Organism: Nicrophorus vespilloides
Lineage: Eukaryota; Metazoa; Arthropoda; Insecta; Coleoptera; Silphidae
Product: 4-coumarate--CoA ligase 1-like
Exons: 7
Coding region: 27-1559 (510 amino acids)
Biological process (GO): fatty-acyl-CoA biosynthetic process; long-chain fatty acid metabolic process
Molecular function (GO): long-chain fatty acid-CoA ligase activity
Source: RefSeq, a predicted model, not a curated record
UCUGCAACUACGUUUUUUAAUCUGCAAUGGCUAAAAAUUUGGGCCACAUGUUUCUACAAAUAUUGAACAAUGCAGAAUUAGAUCAAAUUGCUAUGAUAUGCAAAAUUAGCAAUGCCAGUCUCACGUAUAAUGAAUUAUUGGUAAAUAGUUUGAAAAUUGCGAAAAAGAUGAGAGACAUUGGAAUCGAAAGAGGUGAUGUCGUUGGAUUUGUAAGUGAAAAUCGAAUAGAAUACUGCGUAUCAGUUAUAGCAUGUUUCUAUCUCCAAGCUGUCAUACAUCUUAUGAAUCCGAGCUAUUUAAAAGCCGAAUUACAACAAGGUUUUGAUAAAAGUAAACCGAAGGUGGUUUUUACCUCUAAAGAAAACUUUGAUAAAGUCAUAAUGCUACAACAGGAGACUAAUUACGUGGAGACCAUCUUCAACUUCGAUGUUAAUUAUUUGGAUAUUACUAAAGAUGGACUUGCUCUGAAGCAAAUUGAAUUAGAUCCUGAAAUCAGCAUAGAAAGGGCAAUAAUUAUUAAUUCUUCUGGUACAACCGGUUAUCCACAAUCGGUUGUUUUAACGCAGAACAACAUACAUUACGCAAUGGAAUACUUGCAAGAUUCAUAUAUGCAGUACAAGGAAAAAGCGAAGCUGGUCAUAUUACCAUUCUGUCAUAUAUCUGGCUUGUUCAUUGUUCUCGACGCUCUUCAGAAAAAAUCCAAACUUGUAAUACUGUCGAAGUUCAAACCAGACCUUUACUGUGAAAUUAUACAAGAACACAAAAUCGUAUCUCUAGAAACUGUUCCAACUAUCGCGACUUUUUUAGCUCGGAAUCCCAUUAUAGAUAAAUACAAUUUGACAUCUGUAAAGAAUAUAGUAUGCGGAGGAGCACCGCUUGCUCAAGAUAUUCAAAAUACCAUAUUAAAAAAGUUCAAUUGUCAGGUAAGACAAUUGUACGGAAUGACCGAAACAUGUGGUCUAGUGAUGCUCGCUCCUAUUGGCGAAAAAUGGAAGGUUGGAAGCGUUGGAAAACCAAUUCCGAAUAUCGAAACAAAAGUGGUUGAUCCACUGACAAAGAAAAAACUGAAUUGCGGAGAACUAGGUGAAAUUUGUGUGAAAAGUGGUAUGAACAUGAAAGAAUACCUUGGAAAUAUUGAGGCUACAUUAGCGGCCUUUGAUGAAGAAGGUUUUUUUCGUACCGGUGAUAUAGGUUAUUUCGACAAGGAUGGCUACUUCUUUAUCAAUGAUAGAUUAAAGGACGUGAUUAAAUACAAAGGAUAUCAGGUUCUUCCUGUAGAAUUGGAAAAUAUGCUGUUGCUGCACAAAGAUAUUGUGGAUGCAGCUGUUAUUGGUAUUGCUGAUGAAAGAUUCGGGGAGUUGCCAAUGGCUUUUGUGGUCAAAGAUAAAAAUUCUGAACUGAACGAAGAGGACGUGAAAUAUUAUAUUGCUGUUCCUAUAAUAGAACGCUGCUCCAUAAACAAACAGCUCCACGGUGGUGUGAAGUUUGUUGAAAGCAUUCCCAGAGGAGCCACCGGCAAAAUACUAAGAAGAUUACUUCGAGAAACAUUGAAAAAAUGAUUAAAUAUUAUAAAAAUAUGUUGCCACAUAAUGUUAAUGGCGUAAACAUAUUUUUUUUGAUUUAUUUUUCUUUAAGGCACGGUCAAAUGCCUAUAUAGUUUUAUGGUUGUUGUAAUAAAUAAUGAAUUAAA